This is a messenger RNA of Effrenium voratum, 2180 nucleotides long. NCBI's taxonomy places the organism in Eukaryota, Dinophyceae, Suessiales, Symbiodiniaceae. The record is from the annotation of a GenBank genome assembly.
GUGACAGAGCAACUGGAGAAGGAGAUGAAGCUGCAUCAGACCCGGAAACGGUGGUCCCGGACGAGCACACUGCAACGCAUGCGAAAAAGGGUGAGUCCGAGGAUCAGACCGAGCAAGCAGCGAAUCCGAGAAAGAGUGCGUUCAAAGCAACAGAUGUGGUGCAACCAAAGGUGAAAGCGGCUAAGAUAGAGCCCAAGGUCAGGGUGGUUCCACCUGAGAGCGCUCGUGUGCGGGACCCGGCGGAGGAAGAGCGUGACUCCAAGGCAGCGAAGGUGUCGCCAAGAAAGGAGAGGAGGUUGAAUGCCCCACCGAUGUAUGCGGGCGAGCCUACGCCUGGAGAAGGCGGGGAUUCUUCUGCUUCAAGGCCAGGAGUUUUGUGUGUUGUGGGAGAUGAAGAGCUGCAUCAUGAGGACGAGGUGCUGGAAUUGCCCUAUGAUGAGCAGCAAGCUGAGACAAUGAUAGAACAUGACCACCAGCUCACUGGCGAUGUGGAGGCAGAGCAAGGAUUCCAGAGUUCGGAAGGAGAUUCGGAGCUUCUUUAUUACCCGGUUGGUCCCGGGGGCGAGGAGCCACAGUUGGCGGAAAGUGAUUUGCAGGCGAUCGAUGAUCUCGCUAAGCGCAUGGAGGUGGACAGGCUCAUGACCAUGGGUGUUUUGAAGCCCAUAAGCAAACAGGAGGCGCAGGAGUUGGGAUUGAGAACACUCAGUACGAAGUUUGUGACAACUUGGAGGCCGAAGCAGCGAGACCAAGUUCCGAAGUUUAUGCGUCGGGCUAGGUUCGUUGCUCGAGAAUUCCACUGGGAUGAUCCGCAUCGGCAGCAGCUAUUUGCACCGGCGACGUCAAGUUUGGUCAUUCGAUUGUUGCCGGCCCUGUUUCAGCACAAGAAAGCAGAAGGUUUGGACUGGGUAAUGAUUGCGUUGGAUAUUAGCGAUGCAUACUUGACGGUGGAUCAGCAAAUCCCCACUUGUGUGAAUGCAUGGAUUGAUGGGGAGGAAUGGACAUUUCAGCUGGACAAGCUGUUGCCAGGCCAGCGUGACGGUGCGCGUGAGUGGCAUGGAGCAUUUACAAGUUUCUUGAAGGAGAAAGUUGGAGUGGAAGGAUGCACAGUUUGCCCUUCAGUUUUGCGAGCAGCUGAAGGAUUCAAUGGUCUUUUGCAUGUGGAUGAUAUGCUUGGAAUUGGCACUGAGGAAUUUAUCAUGGAGAGACUGGUGCCCGCAGUGGAAAGCAGAUACAAGGUGACGUAUGAGCUCAUCACCAAGCCCGGACAGGAAUUGUGGUUCUUGAAGAGGAAGCUGAUUUACCAUCGCUCACUGCGGUUUAUCAUUCAGCCCCACCAGAAGAAUUUCACAAAGCUGUUCGAGCUGAUGAAUAUCAAUCCGGACAGGGUGUUGUGGAUGCAGCAGCGAGUGGCGCAGGGCUUUUUCCAGGUCGGAACAGUUCCCACGGCAACGAAUGUGGCGGACUUGAACACGAAGGCUUUGAGCCGAGAUCGGGUGAAAAUCUUGAGUUUCUUGGUCGGCAUUGUGUCGGGCGAGUUUGAAGGUGAGACAGAUGAAUGGGUGCCUGUAGGUUUUGGUGAGUACGAGGCGCUCAUGAUGAAGGAGAACACGAGGUUGGCCAUCAGGAGGAUUAGAUCUGACUUGAGUGGCCAUGAGGCGUUUGAAGGCGCGAGCAGCACGUCGAUCACACAGACAGCAAAGAGAGUUUUCGCAGCUGGGAUGAUCAGUAUUUUACUGCAGCCUGGCGGUAGCGAGAGGAUCGAGCACGACGCCUUGAGCAGUGAUAAUGAGCCCAAUGGUUUGAACAAUCAGCAUGAUUGGAUCAUGGAUGCGAUUUUCUUUUGCAGCAUUGCAUGGAUGGCAGUUUGCAUUUCUUAUGGAUGUUUUUACUUGAUGAAAUGUGGCUACGGCAAGAUUUCAGCGUGGUUUGGAACUGCGAAAGUCAAAGAAGAGAACAUUGUGUUCAUCACGGAGUUUGGAAAGCAUUAUCACAGACGGAAUUGCAAAUGGCUCGUGAAGAGCAUUCUCAUCGAGAUUGAGGAGAACACUGCGGUUGCAAGGCACUACAAGAAGUGCCACACUUGCCAUUACUUGGAUAGAGCUGAGUUUGGUGGCAAAAGCAGCACAAGACAGGGUGCAACUGCAGCAAAGCGGAAAACAAAGGAUGGAGGCGUGCGAUAA